AUGCCUAAGUUCUUUUGCGACUAUUGCGAUGUCUACCUCACGCACGACUCCAUGAGUGUGCGGAAGGCGCACAACAGCGGUCGAAACCAUCUGCGAAACGUUGUCGACUACUACCAACAAAUCGGUCACGAGAAGGCCCAAUCCGUCAUCGACUCCAUCACCUCCUCCUACGCUGCCGAAGGCCAAGCCCACGCCAACCCCAUGCUGCCGCAGAACCAGCCAGGCCAGGGCUUCCCCCCGCCGCCCUUCCCCUUCCCAGGAGGCAUCCCCCCUCCCGGCUUCCCCGGCGCGCCGCCUUUCCCGCAGGGCAUGAUCCCACCUCCUGGACCUCCCGGCCGCGGCAUGCCGCCUCUCCCCUUCCCGCCCCCGGGCGCCAACGGCGCACCCAUGCCCCCGCCCGGCGGUCUGCCCUUCCCGCCCCCAGGCGGCCUGCCCUUCCCACCACCCGGUGCUGCUGGCGCCGGCGGCCUGCCGCCCAACUUCCCGCCGUUCCCCGGCAUGCCUGGCGCGCCCCCCGGCGGCUUCCCUGGAGGCCCCCCACCACCGCCUGGUGGUGGGUUCCCUGGUGCGCCGGGACAGGACAGGCGGUGA
Verticillium nonalfalfae is the source of this 591-nucleotide messenger RNA. RefSeq lists its product as uncharacterized. The record is from RefSeq and is a predicted model, not a curated record. The transcript is spliced from 6 exons. Lineage: Eukaryota; Fungi; Ascomycota; Sordariomycetes; Glomerellales; Plectosphaerellaceae. Gene Ontology annotation, biological process: mRNA 5'-splice site recognition; mRNA splicing, via spliceosome; spliceosomal snRNP assembly. Gene Ontology annotation, molecular function: pre-mRNA 5'-splice site binding; zinc ion binding. The coding region runs from base 1 to 591 and encodes 196 amino acids. Gene Ontology annotation, cellular component: U1 snRNP; nucleus.